GUCCACUCAACCCCUUAGAGGGCAAGGUAAAUGCCAAUAAAUACACAGCCAUUCUCAGUGAUCACCUUGAACCUAUGGUGAAUAAUUUCUGUCCCGAUGGGAGUGGUCUCUUCCAGGAUGACAAUGCCCCCAUCCACGGUGCGCGAGUGGUUACUGAAUGAAAAAGUGAGAUGAGGAGGCUGCAGAUUGCACCAAACAAAGCAGCAAGGAUUAUUUUAAGGUGGAGAUGUUGUCAUUCACAAUGCUCUCAGGUGGUCAUCAAUCAACAAGAUAAUUGAAGAAAAAAAUAACAUGUUUAUUUCCUUUCACAAUGUACACCAUUUAAAACGGCCAAACUCCAUUCACAACAGUAUUCAGUUGGUAAGAGACAGACAUUCAAUCAAUACUAGGAAUAGAUUGUCCAGCAUCUAUCUUAUCCCGGCAGGAAAGAGAAAUGGGCAAAAUAACAUUUAGAUUCAGAAAUUGAAUAAUUUAUGUGAGCAAACCAGAAACCUUUUAAAUACAUACAUUCAUACAAGACUUUAGAACCACUUAAAUAUAAUACAUGUGAAGGUUGUGCAGGACUAUGGUAGAUGAAGGAACCAGCCUAACAGUUCAGAGAGUAUUUAUCUGGUCAAUAUGGCAGUGUAUUAUGUCUGUUUGUAACAGUGUGUUAAAUGUGGACAUGGGAUUGUAUUAUACAUUUUAUUUUAAUGUUUAAGGACUCUUGGAAGAUUAGUCCAAAUGAGGACUAAAGGAGAUCCUAAUAAAAUGGUUUGAUGAGCAUGAAAACGAUGUAAACCAUAUGCCAUGGCCGUCUCAGUCACCAGAUCUCAACUCAAUUGAACACUUAUGGGAGAUUCUCUGCCCGAGUCAGCGUUUUUAGACAUCUUGUAAUGUUUUUUUGUAUACAAAAAUAAUAAUAAUAAAAUUAUGGCUCAGUUUGAACAAAUUAAUAAUUUGCAAUUAAUCACAGCAAAUCCUGCGAGUUAACUUUAUUCGUUUUUUUAAUCACUUGACAGCUGUUUUCCACCACCGUCUACAAAACAAUAAAUGAUGGAAUUUCUCGUGGAAGAAUGGUGUCACAUCCCUGCAAUAGUUUCAGACACUUAUAGAAUCUAUGCCAAGGCGCAUUGAAGCUGUUCUGAAGGCCCGUGGUGGCCCAGCACCCUAUUAAGACACCUUAUGGUGGUGUUUCCUUUAUUCUGGCAGUUACCUGGAGCAAUACAUUCGCCUGCGGUAGCUUUAUCUCUAUUGAAACGCUUCAUGUUGGUGUUUCCUUUAUUCUGGCAGUUACAUGUAGCAUUACAUUUGCCUGUAGUAGCUUUAUCUCUAAGACACUUCAUGUUGGCGUUUCCUUUAUUCUGGCAGUUACCUAAAGCAUUACAUUUGCCUGUGGUAGCUUUAUCUCUAAGACACUUCAUGUUGGUGUUUCCUUUAUUCUGGCAGUUACAUGUAGCAUUACAUUUGCCUGUAGUAGCUUUAUCUCUAAGACACUUCAUGUUGGUGUUUCCUUUAUUCUGGCAGUUACAUGUAGCAUUACAUUUGCCUGUAGUAGCUUUAUCUCUAAGACACUUCAUGUUGGUGUUUCCUUUAUUCUGGCAGUUACCUAUAGCAUUACAUUUGCCUGUAGUAGCUUUAUCACAGAUCUGUUUGUGUUGUAUCGCAAACUUCAAAGUUUGUUGUUGUCACUGACAAACGGCUACAGUGUUUGAAAUGAGACCCCGCCGUCGUUCAAUUAAUUUCCAAUCUUUAGCUUAAAUUCAAAUCACUUGUAUUUCCUGAGAGGGAACUUCAUGACGGGUUGAUAGAUACAAGACCCAUAGUCACAUAGAACACAAAAACAUGUACAGUAUAAUGCAUGGCAUAAAUUAUAAAAUACCUAGCACAUUACACAUUUAGUAAUGACAGAAUGCAUUUAGUAAUGACAGAAUGCAUUUGAAACCACCACAGUAACACUUUUGUAUGACUUAGUCAUUCUCUUAUCGAUAGGAGUGGGAGAAAAGGUGAUCAUGCAUUGAUAAGCACACCAAAGACUGUAUUAACGAUAAGUAGCCUAAUAAAAUAAAUACUGCACUUCUAAAUGACUAACUUCUUGUAGCAGGCAUUAUAGAAAAUGAACGCACAAGCCCAUGUGCUAGUGAGUAUCCAGCUACAGUGAGGGAAAAAAGUAUUUGAUCCCCUGCUGAUUUUGUACGUUUGCCCACUGACAAAGAAAUGAUCAGUCUAUAAUUUUAAUGGUAGGUUUAUUUGAACAGUGAGAGACAGAAUAACAACAAAAAAAUCCAGAAAAACGUAUGUCAAAAAUGUUAUAAAUGGAUUUCCAUUUUAAUGAGGGAAAUAAGUAUUUGACCCCUCUGCAAAACAUGACUUAGUACUUGGUGGCAAAACCCUUGUUGGCAAUCACAGAGGUCAGAUGUUUCUUGUAGUUGGCCACCAGGUUUGUCCCACUCCUCUUUGCAGAUCUUCUCCAAGUCAUUAAGGUUUCGAGGCUGACGUUUGGCAACUCGAACCUUCAGCUCCCUCCACAUAUUUUCUAUGGGAUUAAGGUCUGGAGACUGGCUAGGCCACUCCAGGACCUUAAUGUGCUUCUUCUUGAGCCACUCCUUUGUGGCCUUGGCCGUGUGUUUUGGGUCAUUGUCAUGCUGGAAUACCCAUCCACGACCCAUUUUCAAUGCCCUGGCUGAGGGAAGGAGGUUCUCACAAAAGAUUUGACGGUACAUGGCCCCGUCCAUCGUCCCUUUGAUGCGGUGAAGUUGUCCUGUCCCUUAGCAGAAAACACACCCAAAGCAUAAUGUUUCCACCUCCAUGUUUGACGGUGGGGAUGGUGUUCUUGGGGUCAUAGGCAGCAUUCCUCCUCCUCCAAACACGGCGAGUUGAGUUGAUGCCAAAGAGCUUGAUUUUGGUCUCAUCUGACCACAACACUUUCACCCAGAUCUCCUCUGAAUCAUUCAGAUGUUCAUUUGCAAACUUCAGACGGGUCUGUAUAUGUGCUUUCUUGAGCAGGGGGACCUUGCGGGCGCUGCAGGAUUUCAGUCCUUCACGGCGUAGUGUGUUACCAAUUGUUUUCUUGGUGACUAUGGUCCCAGCUGCCUUGAGAUCAUUGACAAGAUCCUCCCGUGUAGUUCUGGGCUGAUUCCUCACCGUUCUCAUGAUCAUUGCAACUCCACGAGGUGAGGCCUUGCAUGGAGCCCCAGGCCGAGGGAGAUUGACAGUUAUUUUGUGUUUCUUCCAUUUGCGAAUAAUCGCACCAACUGUUGUCACCUUCUCACCAAGCUGCUUGGCGAUGGUCUUGUAGCCCAUUCCAGCCUUGUGUAUGUCUACAAUCUUGUCCCUGACAUCCUUGGAGAGCUCUUUGGUCUUGGCCAUGGUGGAGAGUUUGGAAUCUGAUUGAUUGCUUCUGUGGACAGGUGUCUUUUAUACAGGUAACAAGCUGAGAUUAGGAGCACUCCCUUUAAGAGUGUGCUCCUAAUCUCAGCUCAUUACCUGUAUAAAAGACACCUGGGAGCCAGAAGUCUUUCUGAUUGAGAGGGGGUCAAAUACUUAUUUCCCUCAUUAAAAUGCAAAUCAAUUUAUAACAUUUUUGACAUGCGUUUUUCUGGAUUUUUUGUUGUUAUUCUGUCUCUCACUGUUCAAAUAAACCUACCAUUAAAAUUAUAGACUGAUCAUUUCUUUGUCAGUGGGCAAACGUACAAAAUCAGCAGGGGAACAAAUACUUUUUUCCCUCAUUGUAAUCUUUAUAUUUCAAGUUUAGCCAAGUUUAGCCAAUUUGAAUCUAUUUGCUAGAACAAGGUUGAACAGUUGAAUUGAUAUGAACACACCCUUCUGUCCAUCGCCAACUGUUUGAACAACAUGCUAGCCUGUCCACUGUGUUCAGAUGUUGAAAUCAAGUGGCCUACCUUAUUUCUCAGAAUGAGAACGAGCUGCCAGUUCCUUAUAUAAUUGUGUUUUAUUCUUAUUGCACAUUUAUAAAACACAGACUAGACAGCUAGUAUAACGGUCUUUGGCUAAAAUGCUGCUAGUGGUCAAACUGAAAAAUACUUUUACAGAAUCAACGUUCAUUGAUACUCCUGUUUUAGUAGUGUCUGCUCUGCGUGCAAUUUGAGUAGUUGAGACAUUAAAAGGGUAUCGUUAGAAAGAUUUAACUUCUCGUUUACAGUAAAAUAAUGUCUCAAUGUCUUUCGGUGUCCAUAUGACCGAUUCUGUUGGACCAAACCUAAAUGCAAAGAGCGAGUUGAAACCGCAUGUCAGAGAGGAAGAAGUGAUCUCUUGUGAGCGGCAGGGGGAGGGGCUUGUGUGUGUAAACAGAGAGGAAGAGCUGAAGCGUGAAGUUUCACUCUCGCCCAAAUCUGUCCAAAAUACAGUGCCUUUGAAACGUAUUCAGACCCCUUGAAUUAAAAAAAAUAUAUGUUAUUCUAAAAUUGAUUAAAUAAUUUUUUCCCUCAUCAACACAGUAAUGACAAAGCAAAAACAGGUUUUUAAACAUUUUUGCUAAUUUAUAAUAAAAAAAAACAGGAAAUAUCACAUUUAUAUAAGUAUUCACACCCUGGACUCAGUACAUUGUUGAAGCACCCUGGGCAGCGAUUACAGCCUUGAGUUUUCUUGGGUAUGAUGUUACAAGCUUGUUACACCUGUAUUUUGGGAGUUUCUCCCAUUCUUCUCUGCAGAUCCUCUCAUGUUUGAUUGGGUUCAAGUCCAGGCUCUGGCUGGGCCACUCAAGGAUCCUGACUAGUCUCCCAGUCUCUGCCACUGAAAAACAUCCCCACAGCAUGAUGCUGCCACCACCAUGCUUCACCGUAGGGAUGGUGCCAGGUUUCCUCCAGACGUGAUGUUUGGCAUUCAGGCCAAAGAGUUCAAUCAUGGUUUCAUCAGACCAGAGAAUGUUGUUUCUCAUGGUCUGAGAGUCUUUAGGUGCCUUUUGGCAAACUCCAAGUGGGCUGUCAUGUGCCUUUUACUGAGGAGUGGCAUCCGUCUGGCCACUCUACCAUAAAGGCCUGAUUGGUGGAGUGCUGCAGAUAUGGUUGUCCUUCUGGAAGGUUCUCCCAUCUCCACAGAUGAACUCUGGAGCUCUGUCAGUGACCAUUGGGUUCUUGGUCACCUCCCUGACCAAGGCCCUUCUUCCCCGAUUGCUCAGUUUGGCCGGGCGGCCAGCUCUAGGAAGAGUCUUGGUGGUUCCAAACUUCUUCCAUUUAUGAAUGAUGGAGGCCACUGUGUUCUUGGGGACCUUCAAUGCUGCAAACAUUUUUUGGUACCCUUCCCUAGAUCGGUGCCUUUGACACAAUACUGUCUCUGAGCUCUACGGACAAUUCCUUCAGCCUCGUGGCUUGGUUUUUGCUCUGACAUGCACUGUCAACUGUGGGACCUUAUAUAGACAGGUGUGUGCCUUUCCAAAUCAUAUCCAAUCAAUUGAAUUUACCACAGGUGGACUCCAAUCAAGUUGUAGAAACAUCCAAAGGAUGAUCAAUGGAAACAGGAUGCACCUGAGCUCAAUUUCGAGUCUCAUAGCAAAGGGUCUGAAUACGUACAGUGGGGAGAACAAGUAUUUGAUACACUGCCGAUUUUGCAGGUUUUCCUACUUACAAAGCAUGUAGAGGUCUGUAAUUUUUUAUCAUAGAUACACUUCAACUGUGAGAGACGGAAUCUAAAACAAAAAUCCAGAAAAUCACAUUGUAUGAUUUUUAAGUAAUUAAUUUGCAUUUUAUUGCAUGACAUAAGUAUUUGAUACAUCAGAAAAGCAGAACUUAAUAUUUGGUACAGAAACCUUUGUUUGCAAUUACAGAGAUCAUACGUUUCCUGUAGGUCUUGACCAGGUUUGCACACACUGCAGCAGGGAUUUUGGCCCACUCCUCCAUACAGACCUCCUCCAGAUCCUUCAGGUUUCGGGGCUGUCUCUGGGCAAUACGGACUUUCAGCUCCCUCCAAAUAUGUUCUAUUGGGUUCAGGUCUGGAGACUUGCUAGGCCACUCCAGGACCUUGAGAUGCUUCUUACGGAGCCACUCCUUAGUUGUCCUGGCUGUGUGUUUCGUGUCGUUGUCAUGCUGGAAGACCCAGCCACGACCCAUCUUCAAUGCUCUUACUGAGGGAAGGAGGUUGUUGGCCAAGAUCUCGCGAUACAUGGCCACAUCCAUCCUCCCCUCAAUACGGUGCAGUCGUCCUGUCCCCUUUGCAGAAAAGCAUCCCCAAAGAAUGAUGUUUCCACCUCCAUGCUUCACGGUUAGGAUGGUAUUCUUGGGGUUGUACUCAUCCUUCUUCUUCCUCCAAACACAGCGAGUGGAGUUUAGACCAAAAAGCUCUAUUUUUGUCUCAUCAGACCACAUGACCUUCUUCCAUUCCUCCUCUGGAUCAUCCAGAUGGUCAUUGGCAAACUUCAGACGGGCAUGGACAUGCACUGGCUUGAGCAGGGGGACCUUGCGUGCGCUGCAGGAUUUUAAUCCAUGACGGCGUAGUCUGUUACUAAUGGUUUUCUUUGAGACUGUGGUCCCAGCUCUCUUCAGCUCAUUGACCAGGUCCUGCCGUGUAGUUCUGGGCUGAUCCCUCACCUUCCUCAUGAUCAUUGAUGCCCCACGAGGUGAGAUCUUGCAUGGAGCCCCAGACCGAGGGUGAUUGACCUUCUUCUUGAACUUCUUCCAUUUUCUAAUAAUUGCGCCAACAGUUGUUGCCUUCUCACCAAGCUGCUUGCCUAUUGUCCUGUAGCCCAUCCCAGCCUUGUGCAGGUCUACAAUUUUAUCCCUGAUGUCCUUACACAGCUCUCUGGUCUUGGCCAUUGUGGAGAGGUUGGAGUCUGUUUGAUUGUGUGUGGACAGGUGUCUUUUAUACAGGUAACGAGUUCAAACAGGUGCAGUUAAUACAGGUAAUGAGUGGAGAACAGGAGGGCUUCUUAAAGAAAAACUAACAGGUCUGUGAGAGACGGAAUUCUUACUGGUUGGUAGGUGAUCAAAUACUUAUGUCAUGCAAUAAAAUGCAAAUUAAUUACUUAAAAAUCAUACAAUGUGAUUUUCUGGAUUUUUGUUUUAGAUUCCGUCUCUCACAGUUGAAGUGUACCUAUGAUAAAAAUUACAGACCUCUACAUGCUUUGUAAGUAGGAAAACCUGCAAAGUCGGCAGUGUAUCAAAUACUUGUUCUCCCCACUGUAGUUGACUACUUUCAAAUUGUAAAAGUCUCAAUGGUGAUGCCCAUGCUAAAACAGGCUUUUGGGCACUAGAGACCUCUACAUGGUAGGUAGCUAAUCUUGAUGAAGGUCGUGUAGGGAAUGACUGCAGAUUGGAAUAUAACAAAAUUAUCCCAUUCUGGAGCGCUUCAUUCAACCCUUCAUUCACUUCUAAUGUGUUAUAUUUAUUUAACAUUAUAUUGUAACGGCAAAGUAAUUCAGUGUUUUUAAUUACAACUGUUGUUAAGAAACUGUAAUAAUGCUGAAAUAUCAAGAAACUAAACCAGUGUUUCUUAAUCCUGGUGCGGGGUGCACAUCUUUUGUUUUUGCCUUAGCACUCAGAGGUUGCGUUAACGCAGAAUUCUGUGUUUUUCACGCUGAAAAGAGAACAGAUACCGUAUAGAAAAUAUCUUGCUGCGUUUUUGUAAAUGCAGAUCUAAAAAGCGUAUAUUUGUAUUUUCUGAUCGGCUUCAUACUAAUUAUUUGCUUCAGUUGCACUUCUCCAAUAUGAGGAGAAAUCUUUGCUCUCAUCUUUAGACCAAUCAAAUUCCCGCAUUCACAAAUGGGGCAUUGUGCAUUCGAUCAGCAGACUUAACUCUGACCGUGUACUUCUCGCCUGUGACGUUUCUCUCUGGUAGGAAGUUACAAUGCAAGAUUAACUUCAAGCAAAACAUUAGGAAAUGUAGCUGACUACAUUCUUUCUAUGGCCAUGCAUCGUCUUUGCAGAAAAUAACUUCCUCUGUCAUUGUAAGUUAAUUUACUAAAUGUGGCUGAUAGCCAAAUAGCGUUGCACUUCUGUUGUCGUCUGAUUUAAAUGAAGCUGCUUUCUGCCGGUUGUUUUGCAUUCAUUUAUUUUGUGUGAUGAAAAACUAUAGUUGAACGUCCCCUGAUCACUCUAUUGAAGCAAAACCCACUGCUGCCUUUCAAUAAAAAACGCAGGUGAAAUGGUUUAAAAACGCACAUUUUUGGUCUGUGUUUUUUAAAUGCAGAUUUGUGAAAGUUAACGCUAACCCCUGGCACUACACAGCUGAUUCAAAUGAUCAAUUCAUCAUCAAGCUUUGGUGAUUUGAAUCAGGUGUUUAGUGCUAAGGCAAAAACAAAAAUGUGCAGCCCUUGGGGUCCCCAGGGCCAGGAUUAAGAACCACUAAACUAAUAAGCCUACAUAGACCUAUAGGUAACUGCCAAAAUAAAGCAAACACUUUAGUAAAUUCGCAUUCUGCCUGCUCUGUUAUGGCAUGGGUGUAUUUUCCUGGCUUGGUUUAGGUCCACUCAACCCCUUAGAGGGCAAGGUAAAUGCCAAUAAAUACACAGCCAUUCUCAGUGAUCACCUUGAACCUAUGGUGAAUAAUUUCUGUCCCGAUGGGAGUGGUCUCUUCCAGGAUGACAAUGCCCCCAUCCAC
Coregonus sp. 'balchen' is the source of this 8526-nucleotide messenger RNA. NCBI's taxonomy places the organism in Eukaryota, Metazoa, Chordata, Actinopteri, Salmoniformes, Salmonidae. The record is from the annotation of a GenBank genome assembly.